Messenger RNA from Rubroshorea leprosula, 1348 nucleotides. NCBI's taxonomy places the organism in Eukaryota, Viridiplantae, Streptophyta, Magnoliopsida, Malvales, Dipterocarpaceae. The record is from the annotation of a GenBank genome assembly.
ACUUUCCCUUUCCCCUUUCUUCUUCGAAACCUCUUUCCAGAAAAUGAGAAAGCAAUCGACAAUGCUUUCAGAUCAAUCUCCAAACCCUUGAUUCCUUCUUCUUCGACCCCUUAAUCCUUUGCAACUCUUGAUUCUUUCUUCUCCAAACCCUUGAUUCCUUCUUCUUCGACCCCUUAAAUCCUCUGCAACUCUUGAUUCCUUAUUCUUCGAACCCUAAAUCCUCUACCCAUUGUGAUUCCUUCUUUUUCGAACCCCAAAUCAUCUACAUUUGUUAUUCAUUCUUCUUUCCUUGAACCCUAAAUCCUCUGCUAUUUGUUUUUUAGAUUUUGGCUUUGUGAGAAUCAGACCAUGGAAACUAGUGCACGGAGUCUGGGUGCAGCUAGUUAUGUGCGAUACAAUAAGACGAAGACGAUUCCUUCUCCUAAAUCACCACACCAACAACAAUCCCUAACCAUUUGUUUCCUCACUGAUCCAUGUGGGUUUUGGUUGGAUAAAGCUAUUUCAGCUUCUAAGUGGAUUAACCUUAAGAACACCGAAGGAUCAGAUUCAGUUCUUAGGCUUCUAAAAAGUUAUGGUUUCACUAAAUCUGACAUUGCUACUUUGAUCUUUAAGCACCCACGUUGUUUGAUGGCUAACGUGGAGAAAACUCUUAGGCCCAAGAUUGAGUUUUUUGAGUCUUUGGGCAUUGUGGGAGAAAGCCUGACUAAGGUUCUCUGUUCAAAAGAACAUAUUCUCAAGAGUAGUUUGAAGAAGCAAAUAAUAACUUUUGUUGAUUUCGUUAAAGGGAAUUUUGGGACAGGUGAGAACAUUGUGUGUUCUUUGAAAAGUGUUAGUACAUGGAGUAUUUUUUGGUGUAAUCCUGAUAAGGCUAUGGUUCCUAAUAUAUCCACAUUGUGUGCACAAGGUGUUCCAGAAGGCCAUAUUCAGACACUACUAGUGUGGCACCCUCGGGCAUUUGCAUGUAAAGUUGAUUUCUUCGAAGAGAUGGUUCAUGAAGUUAAAGCAAUGGGCUUGGAACCAGCAAAAAAGUCCUUUAUUUAUGCUCUUCGUCCAAAGACAGCUAUGAGCAAGGAAACUUGGGAAAAAAAGGAGGAGCUUUUGAUGAGCUAUGGUUGGUGGAGGAGCAAUUUCAAUUUGCAUUUGUACUGCAACCAGUUUUCAUGCUUACCUCAAAAAAAGAAGAUUGAGAAAGUGAUGGAUUUCCUUUAAAACACUGAAGGUUUGAAGUCAUAGGAUGUAGCAAAGUGAUGGAUUUUCUUUUAAUUGGUGGAGACUUAACGUGACAAGUAAGCAGUUUCGUGACGGAAAGAUUGUUUGAGUUUUGGAAAAAUAAAGUUUAAGGAAGAUU